UUAAUGUCAGAGCUGUUGCACUUUGAGGCAGUUCUCUUCAGUACUCUCUCUCAGUUUGGGUCACUUUAUUUGAGACCAUGAAACUGGUGUUUGUGUGCUGUUCUCUGCUGAUAGCCGUCUUGCAGGAGGUAGACGCUUCUGGUAGUGGCCCCUCUGGGGUUCAGGACAGGGUGUCAGGAGGUUCCAGCUGCUCCCAGGUGAGACUGAAGCCAGCUGGGCAAUGUGAAGACGAGGAAGAGUGCCCGUACCAGAUCACGCUGCCACCGCUGACCAUCCAGCUUCCCAAACAAUUCCAUCUACUGGAGAAGACCAUGAAGGAGCUGCAAAGCUUGAAGGAGACCGUAAACACGCUGAAGAGCUCCUGUCUGGAGUGCAGCUCGCAGCAAGUAGACCUCAACUUGCAGAAGGACAGUGGAGACCGUCUGACAAACAGUGCAGAGCUGAAUCAAGGGGAUACCAGGACAAGAGUCUACCGGAAUGGGAACAACAGUGAUAAUGACAUUGUACAAAACAUGCAGGUGAAGAUGAAUCGCAUGUCUAUCAGCCUGAAGAACGCACGCGCGCAGAUUAACUCUCUUGAGGGCCGUCUAGAGGAACUUAACCUCCUCAAUCUGCAAAAUGUGGAGGAUAUAGUUGACAGAAAAGUUGAGAACAUUACCGGGAUUGUCAACAAAAUCAGCAGCAACUGCACACAUUGUCCAGGUCAACAACAACCACAACCACUACUUCAGCAUCUCACAACCAUCAGAGACUGUUCUGAGAUCACCAUUCUAGGGCGAAGGAAAAACGGAGUGUACCAGGUGACCCCUAACCCCAGAAAUGGCAGCUUUGCGGUGUACUGUGACAUGGAGGAAUUCGGAGGCGGGUGGACUGUCUUGCAGCGCCGCAUCAAUGGCAGCGUGAGCUUCAACCGCCCCUGGGCUGACUAUAAGAAGGGCUUCGGUGACCUUAAAGGGGAGUUCUGGCUUGGCAAUGAUACAAUUCACCUGCUCACCAAAGCCAAGGACAUGAUCCUGCGCAUUGAACUUGAAGACUUCGAGGGCACACGGAGGUAUGCCAAGUACGAACAGUUCUACGUGUCCAAUGAGUUCCUCAAUUAUCGGCUGUCUUUGAGCGGGUACUCGGGGACUGCUGGAAAUGCUCUGCAGUUCAGCAAACACUUCAACCAUGAUCAGAAGUUCUUCAGUACACCGGACAGGGACAACGACAUGUACCCCUCAGGGAGCUGUGGGGCGUACUAUGAAUCGGGCUGGUGGUUUGAUGCCUGCAUGUCAGCAAACCUCAACGGCAAAUACUACAAAACAAAGUACAAAGGGAAGAGGAAUGGGAUCUUUUGGGGCACAUGGCACAACCAGACGUCUGAGUACUAUCCGACAAACUACAGACAAACAUUUAAAAAUGUCAAAAUGAUGAUGAGGCCAAAGAAUUAUGCACCCUAAGCCAACUUUAAGUAUAAAUGAACAAUUAUUUUGGGGGCAGUUACAUACUUUUCCUCAAGAACAACUUCUAAAGAUAUAGCUUGAGAUUCAUUACACAUCCUCAUACGUUAGCAGAACUGCAUUUCAAAAAUAAUUGGUCUAAAUAUCUAUUUCUAACAUUGCAAGGCACAUAAAAAUACUAUCCAUCAUCGUCUUAAAAUGCCAGGUCUUGGAGUUAUGAUUUCAUGUUUUUGUAUAUGUCAUACUGCCAUCUUCUGUUUAACUGGUUUACUACACCAUCCUCUUUACAGACUCCUGAUGAGAGCUUUUUUCCCCCACCAUGUGUUGAAUAUUUAGUGGGACACACUGAACAGCUUUUUAAAAAUGUUAAUUUGAUUAAUACCAUCCAUGAUUUGCUGGUGGACUUAUGGAAUUUUAAAUGCUGGAAGUGACUUUUUUAGGCUAGAUGUUUUAUACAGAUGGUUGAAAGUUUACAGACAUGGACUAAAGGCCCAUGAGGUGGAUAGCUGUGGCUUACAAGGAGGAAGUGUACAGUAUUUAUUGUGAAAGUAUGGGAUGAUUAAAAAAAAGAUUUUUUUAAGUAUUGCUGUGUGACUAGGCUGACCUUGAUGAAUGUUUUUUCUUACCAGUCUGAAAUAUGUUUAGUUAUUUCUAAUCAUUGCUUUUUCAGAAACUGUUUGUAUAUUGGAGAAAUUAUAUCAAAUACCUAAAUCUGUGCUUUUAAAAGGCACAUUCAUAUUUUUUAUAAAACAAAUAAAACCGUAUCUAAACACUGA
Carassius gibelio (silver crucian carp) is the source of this 2215-nucleotide messenger RNA. RefSeq names its product fibroleukin. The transcript has 2 exons. Lineage: Eukaryota; Metazoa; Chordata; Actinopteri; Cypriniformes; Cyprinidae. The coding region runs from base 78 to 1439 and encodes 453 amino acids. The record is from RefSeq and is a predicted model, not a curated record.